This is a messenger RNA of Strongyloides ratti, 588 nucleotides long. Its product is annotated as Mpv17-like protein 2. Gene Ontology annotation, biological process: mitochondrial ribosome assembly. Gene Ontology annotation, cellular component: membrane; cytoplasm. Bases 1 to 588 code for a protein of 195 amino acids. The record is from RefSeq and is a predicted model, not a curated record. Lineage: Eukaryota; Metazoa; Nematoda; Chromadorea; Rhabditida; Strongyloididae. The transcript has a single exon.
AUGAAAAUAAAGAAAAGAUCUUUAAAAGUUGAUUUUACACCAUUUCAUGUAUUUACAAAUAAUAUAUAUUCAACAAAAUAUAUUUAUCUAUCAAAUGUCCUUACAACAUCAGGAUUUUUUAUAAUAGGUGAUGUUUUAUCACAAUAUAUAACAAGAAAUAUAAAUGAAGAAUUUAAAUUAGAUUACUCUAGAAUAUUAAGACUUUCUUUUGUUGGUGGAAAUAUAGGUCUCAUGACAACAGUAUGGUAUAAAUUUCUUGAUGGAUUUGUAAGACAUCCAAAUAGGAUAAUAAGAAAUUUUGUAAAAAUAAAAGCUGACUUUUGUAUAUCACCUAUAUUUUCAAGUUUUUGUAUAAUAACACCUAAUUUACUUGAAGGAAAAACAUUUGAAAGUAGUGUUAAAGAAUACACUUUACAAUGGAAACAUAUUUUAAAGACUGAUUUAUGUAUAUGGCCACCAUUUCAAUUUUUUAAUUUUUUUUUAUUAGAUCCAAAAUUUCGUGUUUUAUAUGUAGCUACAGUUGAUAUUAUUUACAGUUGUUGUAUGAGUUAUUUUGCCAACAAGAAUAAUCCCUCAAAAAUAUGUUAA